Molecule: messenger RNA, 609 nt
Organism: Trichoderma reesei QM6a
Lineage: Eukaryota; Fungi; Ascomycota; Sordariomycetes; Hypocreales; Hypocreaceae
Exons: 9
Coding region: 1-609 (202 amino acids)
Source: RefSeq, a predicted model, not a curated record
AUGUGGGUAUUUAUGGUCAACACGCUGCAGCAACAGCAGCAGCAGCAGCAGAAAUCGAGGUGUAAAGCUGACGGGAUGCUGGAUACCUACAUAUCUGGCUCUGCAGCGGAGGCAGAUGUGGAUCCUGCUGCCGGGUCCGAAGCUGUGGCGAUCCGUGAUCUCGUUCUCCGUAUGUGUGUAUGGAAGGGUGGGAGGCAAAAGGAAAUGGAUGCCCCUGUCUUUUGGCUUUGUCGUGACUUCCACGACGUCAAGGGCCGCAUGAGGGGCCAUGACACCUCUCGUCGCCCGGGGUCAUGUUUGUCUUCCUUUUCCGCACACAUUCGAUACCAGCUGCAACACCGGCUCGCCAAGACGCCAGCUCUCCCUACCCACCUGGGGGCAGUUAAUACGGGGAGAAAGGAAGUUGCGGCGGUGGCAGCAGUUUUAUGGUUAUUCUUACUACCUAUCUUGAUGCUUUCUGGGGGUUUCAAGAACUCUGGUUACAACGAAGAACUCCGCACUUGUCAGGCUUAUGAACGGCUCUUGAUAUUCGAAUGGGACGUUAUUUAUGAGGAUAUGGAUGAUGAGACCAUCCACCAGUCGCGAACCGAAGCAUUCCAACAUGUCUAG